AUGGAGGUCACCGUCAACCAUCCCCCUUACCCAAAUGAUCCUAAGGCUCCUUGGAUCCAAUUUCUGGAUAGGGAAUCCGCCACAGAGGCCGCGCAACAAGUUGACGAAUAUUACCACAACAGUUAUUUACCCUCCGAUCCCUUUUCAAAAUUUCAAGCGGACAAGGGCACUGCGGGCUUCCUUAACACGUUAUAUGAACUGGUGUUUGACCUGGCUCGUGUUGUGCCCUAUGAUCAUGAUCUACAGCAACUCUUGGUGCACUUCCUGGUCGAACUUGUGAAGCUGCCGACAAGGGAAGUCACAAUCUGGAACGAAAAAUGUUUGGUGUAUGCAAAGGAACCUGUUUUUGGUUCUGUCAUGGAAGACAACUGGAGCGGCAGUUAUCCAAGCGAUAUGUCCAGCCCCGACGAUCCGGAUGUUGCGGAAUCAUAUAAGGAAUGGAUAAACCUAUCAGCGUUUCUUGCUCGAUGCAUCCAGUCUGGUCGGAACGACUGUUUCGAAAACUGGUCCAAGUACCCUAGAGUUGACAUUCCGAAAGGGCUUGAGGAAAACCACGACGAAGGUCCAAGAGGAGACUGUCUUCAACUUGUAGCAGUAGAGUAUCUGCUUCUGGCGGGCGAGAAGUUGCAUGACAAUAUGAUUGGCAGACAUCCCGAUGGCUCUGAGAAGCGACAACUGGGACUGAGGAAGUGGAAGAUAUGGGCCGGUAAGCUUCAAGAGAUUGAGGAGGGCCUAAAGGCAGACUUCGACUUGGUGCAAGCUGCAAAGAGGGCUCGGCAGCUGAUGGUUUCCUUGGAGCCCGGCAUCUGA
This is a messenger RNA of Colletotrichum graminicola M1.001, 810 nucleotides long. RefSeq lists its product as uncharacterized. The transcript has 4 exons. The coding region runs from base 1 to 810 and encodes 269 amino acids. NCBI's taxonomy places the organism in Eukaryota, Fungi, Ascomycota, Sordariomycetes, Glomerellales, Glomerellaceae. The record is from RefSeq and is a predicted model, not a curated record.